Daphnia carinata is the source of this 1001-nucleotide messenger RNA. Its product is annotated as pyrroline-5-carboxylate reductase 2-like. Gene Ontology annotation, biological process: L-proline biosynthetic process. Gene Ontology annotation, molecular function: pyrroline-5-carboxylate reductase activity. NCBI's taxonomy places the organism in Eukaryota, Metazoa, Arthropoda, Branchiopoda, Diplostraca, Daphniidae. The record is from RefSeq and is a predicted model, not a curated record. The transcript is spliced from 12 exons. The coding region runs from base 115 to 942 and encodes 275 amino acids.
GGGGCUUUUAAUUUUUUUUUUCUCUCGCAUGUUGUAGUCCAUUUCCGCAGGCCAUCUGUUUCAACUGGUUUAUUUUUCGGUCCCAGUUUCUUCGAGUAGGUUGACUGCCGAUGAAUGAUUAAAGAAAAAGCCCUUCGAAUUGGAUUCAUUGGUUGUGGAAAGAUGGCCCAGGCUUUAGCUAAAGGAUUUAUUGCGUCUGGGAUCACACGAUCCGAAAAUAUAAUUGGAAGUUCCCCUAGGGUAGAUUCAACGUUCAUCGAGGAAUUCUCGGCCAUUGGUUGUUCCACUACACAUGAAAACGCACAGGUCGUCGAACAAGCAGAUGUUGUUAUUGUUGCAACAAAACCUCCUUUGGUGCCAAAAGUUCUCACUGAAAUAAAUCCAGUGGUAAACGGGGACAAUCUUAUUGUAUCCAUCGCCAUGGGCAUUCCUUUGAUAAAUCUUGAACAGAUGCUGCCAAGGAAAACAAGAGUCAUCCGAGUAAUGCCAAAUACGCCUGUGUUAGUUCGUUCUGGGGCGAGCGUGUUUAGCUGCGGAACGUCUACGAGAUCUGGAGAUGCAACGUUGACCAAGCGCUUAUUCACAGCUGUGGGUGUUUGUGAGGAAGUACCGGAAGUGCUUAUUGACGCUUGCACAGGCCUUUCUGGAUCAGGCCCAGCCUACAUGUACAUAGCUAUGGAAGCCCUGGCCGAUGGAGGUGUAAAAAUGGGAAUUCCUAGGGACCUAGCGUACAAACUCUCAGCACAGACAUUGAUUGGUGCUGCGAAAAUGGUCCUUGAAACUGGUCGCCAUCCUGGUGCACUGAAAGACGACGUUUGUAGUCCUGCUGGAUCCACUAUUCAAGCUGUCUACUUCCUCGAAAAAUCGGGAUUUCGCUCAAGUCUUAUGGAGGCAGUCCAAGCCGCAACGCUGAAAUCCAAGCAAACAGGAAGAAAAGAGUAAUGAUGGACGGACGUCAUAAUUGAAAAUGAAAUAAUAAACAACUUGUCGUUGUGAAAGUA